Bursaphelenchus okinawaensis is the source of this 3457-nucleotide messenger RNA. The record is from the annotation of a GenBank genome assembly. Lineage: Eukaryota; Metazoa; Nematoda; Chromadorea; Rhabditida; Aphelenchoididae.
AUGGGACUACGUGACAACCGUGAGCAUCUGCUUCUAGUCCUCACCUUGGCCGGUGUUGUAGUAGGCUGUGUGGUGGGCUUCUCAUGCCGAUUGGCUCAUCCUUCCGACCAGGUCAUUGAAUACAUUGGGUUUCCCGGAAAUAUGCUCAUGAAUAUGCUCAAAAUGACUAUUUUGCCGCUGGUCGCGGCUAGCCUGAUUUCUGGUAUGUUUUUUUUCGUUUAGUAGUUAGCUGUCAUAAUGACUUCUAAAAAUGCUGUCAUACUGAUCUAAAAAAGUGAAAUACGUUUUUUGGUCUUAAUUACUUUAAAUUGAUAAGAAAACAAUAUAUAAGCAAUUUUAUCCUAAUUACCUUACCUUACCCUAUCUUACUCUAUCCUACCCUAACUUUACCAAAGCCUUUACAAGUAAAUUUACAUUUCUUUUACAUGUUAUUGAUUUUUCUGUUUUUUCUUAGUAUACCCUACCUUAUCCUAAAUUAAUAGCUGAAAACAAAAAUACAAGACAAAGCAUGGCAAUAAAGAACAAUAUUUAAGGUCUGUCCCAACUGGAUGCCAAGCAGUCCGGUCGUAUCGGAGGCUACGCGUUUUGCUAUUAUGGCCUAACAACAACAUUGGCCGUAUUCACUGGUAUCACACUGGUCUUGAUCAUUCAUCCUGGUGAUCCCAGCAUUCGAAACGAUGAUUUGAAGCCAAAACCAAUCGAGAGUACGAAUGUGACAGCUCUGGACAAGAUCAUGGACUUGGUGCGUAACAUGUUCCCGGACAACAUCGUACAAUCCUCGUUCAACACACUCGAAACCCGACAUGAAUACUUUACGGAUCACAAUGGUAACCAACAUCAACGUCUUAUCCCCGAGUACAAGAUGGGUAUGAACGUGCUCGGCAUCAUCGUGUUCUGCAUUGCCACAGGGCUGAUUAUCAGUUUUGUGGGCGAGAAAGCCAAGCCUUUGGCUGACUUCUUCAUAGCUUUGGAUGUAGUUAUCACCACUAUGGUAGGGCUGAUCAUGUGGUACUCUCCGAUUGGUAUAGCGUCGCUGAUUGCCGAGAAGAUUCUGGAGAUUGACGAUGUGUUCAAGACGGUAAAGACUUUGGCUAUGUACAUGGUUACGGUUGUUGCUGGUUUGGGGAUUCAUUUAUUCAUCACGAUACCUCUGAUUUACUUCAUUGCGUCGAGGAAGAACCCAUACGCUUAUAUGAAGGGGCUAGGACAAGCUAUGGCUACUGCGUUGGGUACUGGAUCGAGGUAAGGUUUUUGAGAUUUUUUUUAUAAAAAAUUGAUUUUUAAAAUUAAGAAAAAAAAUUUUGGCAAAAAAUCCACAGGGGGGACCAAAUAAAAUUUUUCAAAAAAUUUUUAAAUUUAAAAUUUGAACUAAUUUAAAAAUAAUCUACCAUACCCUACCAUACUUUAUGCUACCUUACCCUUUCCUACUCUCUCAACUACACAACCCUUGCUACUACCCUACCUUAUCCUUUAAAAAAUCAGGUAUCAUUUGGCAAAAAACUCCACAGGACCAAGCUGAAUUUUUUUGAAAAAUUGCAAUAACUUUGUUUCCAGUUUGUCAAAACUGAUGAAACUUUUUGACAUCAGUAAAUAUAGUAUUGUUAACAAUAUUUAUCAUUUAAAUUUUUAAAAAAGUAAAAAGUUUUAAAAACGGCAAUAACUUUUUUUUUUAAAUUAACUUUUUUUAAGAACUUUUUAUUUGAAAAGUGAAAUUUUAUACAUUGUCAAAACUAAUAACGUAAAAAAUUUUGUUUUAGUGCCGCUUCCCUGCCAGCUACAUUUAGAUGCUUGGAGCAGAACAACAAAUGUGAGCCAAGGUUCACAAAGUUUGUGUUACCGGUUGGGGCUAUGAUUAAUAUGGUAAGUAUAUUACUUUUAAUAUUAUUUUUAAAUUUAGUUUGACUAUGAUGUAUCAUUUUUAUGAUUUUUAUAAUUUUGUGACAUUUCGUUACAUUUUCCAAUAAUUUUUGUGGCACUUCGUUAAAUUUUUCGAUUAUUUUUGUAGCGUUUUGCUAUAUGUUUCGAAAACUUUUUUUGACAUUUGUUACAACUUUUGUGACAUUAUUACAUUUUUCAAUAAUUUCUGUGACACUUCGUUACAUUUUCCAAUAAUUUUUGUGACAUUUUGUCAAAUUACUUAUAUCAACUAAAAAGCAGUUUUUAUUAAUUUCAAAAUGUAUAAUAAUGUAUUUUCAGGACGGUACCGCCUUGUACGAAGCAGUAGCAUCAAUUUUCAUUGCUCAGUUGAACGGAAUAUCACUAUCGAUUGGCCAAGUUUUGACGGUUUCCUUAACUGCCACUUUGGCCUCAAUUGGCGCAGCUUCCAUCCCAAGUGCUGGUCUAGUGACGAUGUUGAUUGUUCUCACGGCUGUUGGGUUACCGGUCGAAGACGUGUCUUUGAUCUUUGCCGUCGAUUGGUUCUUGUGAGUUUCGAAAUUUUGAAAUUAAAAAAUUAAUUUUGAAAAUUUUGAAAAUAAUUUUAAAAUUUUAGAGACAGACUCCGUACCUGUGUUAAUGUGACUGGAGAUGGCUUUGGAGUUGGGUUUGUGCAGGCGAUGUGUACGAGAGGCGAAGUGCACCCCACCAUCGAACCGACACCUACUCAGGUGACUUUCCUCGCUUCUAAUGUGAGCUUAUUUUCCUCCUUCUGUCGUGGCGUUUGCUUUAUACCUUUUACAUGCAAUUAUGGCUAGGGCUUAGGCUAAAACUAUGGCUUAGGCUUAGGCUUUGGCUUAUGCUUAAGCCUAGGCUUAGGUUUAGGCUUAGGCUUAGGCUUAAGCUUAGGCUUAGGCUUAGGCUUAGGCUUAGGCUUAGGCUUAGGCUUAGGCUUAGGCUUAGGCUUAGGCUUAGGCUUAGGCUGAGGCUUAGACUUAGGCUUAGGCUUAGGCUUAGGCAUAAACUUAGGCUUAGGCUUAAUUUCAGACAUAGACUUAGGCUUAUGCUUGAGCUUGGCUAAGGUUAAGGCUUAUAAAUAGGCUUAAGCAUAGGCUUAACCAUUUUCUUAAGAUAAGCUUAGGUUUUAACUUAAACUUAAGCUUAGUUUUAGAAUUUGACUUAAAAAGAAUUAAACUCAUGCUUAGCCUUAGUUGAGGGAUUAAGUUUAGCCUUAAUCUCAGCUUGAAGCCUAUGCUUGAGCUCGAGAUUAUACUUGAGAUUUGUUUUGAAACUAGUUUUACGAUCAAGCUUAGGCGAAGGUUUAGGCUUUUUUGUUCUGUAGCUUAUUUUACCUUCAAAUCGUUUAAUGAUUUAUUUAAAGCUUUGCUCAUUUAAUAUAAAUUAUUAUUUUUUAAAACCUAUUUAGGUAUAAUACCUUUAAUUUCAGAUGUCCGACACCAAAUUCUUCAACUCAUUGGAUCAUGUAGACAAAAAUCGAUUCGAAGAGAGUACGUCGAGUGCAGCCUCCACUGAUUCGAAUGUUCGGAUUCAGAUUGAGCCCACGGAACGGCAUAGACUUUAA